Messenger RNA from Rana temporaria (common frog), 3791 nucleotides. It is a transcript of the gene CA7, whose product is annotated as carbonic anhydrase 7. Gene Ontology annotation, cellular component: cytoplasm. The coding region runs from base 68 to 868 and encodes 266 amino acids. The record is from RefSeq and is a predicted model, not a curated record. Gene Ontology annotation, molecular function: carbonate dehydratase activity; zinc ion binding. Lineage: Eukaryota; Metazoa; Chordata; Amphibia; Anura; Ranidae. Gene Ontology annotation, biological process: regulation of intracellular pH. The transcript is spliced from 7 exons.
GCGGUAUAAAAGCUGCAGGUGAGGUGCAGCCAGGACGAUACGGGAAACUCACCUGCAGCGUGUGACAAUGACGGGACAUCACUGCUGGGGAUACGGCGAGGAGGACGGUCCCUCUGAGUGGCACCGCUACUUCCCCAUCGCCCAGGGAAACCGCCAGUCCCCCAUCAAUAUCGUGGCCAAUCAGGCCGUCUUCAACCCCAGCCUGAAACCUCUGGUGGUGUCCUAUGACCAGUCCACGUCCAUCAGCCUCUCCAACAAUGGCCACUCUGUCAUGGUGGAGUUCGAUGACAAUGAUGACAAGACAGUGCUCAGCGGAGGACCCCUUAAUGACUCGUAUAGGCUGAAGCAGUUCCAUUUCCACUGGGGCACCCAGCGCCAUGAGGGAUCGGAACAUACGGUGGAUGGGAAGUCUUACCCCUGUGAGCUCCACCUGGUUCACUGGAACGCAAAAUCGUACCCCACUUUCGCAGACGCAGCCGGUGCGCCCGACGGCUUGGUUGUCAUCGGGGUCUUCCUGGAAAUAGGGGAGGAGCACCCGAGCCUGAACCGGCUCACCGACGCGCUCUACAUGGUGAGAUUUAAGGGGACCAAAGCACAGUUCGACAACUUCAACCCCAAGUGCCUCCUGCCACAGAGCCUGGACUACUGGAACUACCCCGGGUCCCUGACCACCCCGCCGCUCAACGAGACCGUGAACUGGAUUGUUCUUAAAGAGACCAUCAGUGUAUCAGAAAAACAGAUGGAACGAUUUCGGAAAACGCUGCUUUUUAACGCAGAGGAGGAACAAGAACGGAUCCACAUGGUGAACAAUUAUCGCCCACCCCAGCCGCUGAACGGCAGGAAAGUGCAGGCGUCCUUCAAGUGCUGACAUCAUGGAGAACGUUCACAAGCAGAACAGACCAAACUCACCAUUUUGCCGGGGGCCCCAGGGGCCACAACCUGCCUCAGGGCCUGUGCCGAGGGGCUACCAGCUUGUGUCAAUGGCAUCAGUUUGAUACUCUCUGAGAUCAUUCAUAAUUCAUUGACGGGUACAACUGACCUCCUUCUGACCUGCUGCAAACAGGACUGACAUUACCACAAGCCCCUCGACACAGGCCAUUUGUCUAUUGUUCCAUGCAUGAUUGUGUGAUUGCUGAUCCUCUGCCCCACUCACAUUUCUUCCCAAAGAAUCUCAGACAAUUUGCAGCAGACAGGAUAUAUAUUCAAGAGGAUCAAGAUUUACCCAAUCUGCUUGUGUCUUUAACUUUAAAACGGCUGCCUUUGCCUCCUCUGGGGAGAUUUACCCUUUACUUCCUGUGUGUGUCACCAGGACAGGAAGUGAGGUGAAUCAGCCCAACUGGGACACCCGCAGAAAUAAGACAAAAAUGUCUAUAGUUGGGUUUUAAAGUUAAACUCAUAUUUAUUUUUUUGAAUGGGUCAAUCCUGGGCCUUGAUGCCUGCUGGGUCUCUAUUACGUCUAUGAAAUGUACUGUCAUGAUAUCCAAGGUUGGUGCCGUGAGUUGGACCCUCCUUGUCGCCCUUUUUGAAGUACAUCCCAAUAUAUUCCUAUAAAACAUCCACUAGGGGGCCUCUAACAACACAGUGCUUGUACUGUUAGGAUGGUGACAGCACCCUCUAGUGGCUGCUUCAUAGGAAUAUGUGGAAAUGCACUGUAAAUCAGAGGGGCAGCUGUGCCAGCCCUCAAUGUCAUAUGUGUGCGGGGGGGGGGGGGGGGGGACCUGAAAAGGGAUCAAACCCUCCUCUACUCCGUGCAAAAAAUAAGUAUAUGAUUAGGGCUGAGUUCUUCUUUAAUUUAGUACAGUGCCCCCUUUUAUUUAAAACAUUUAAAAUUGUAGGUAAUCUCAUAAUGAGUGCUGCACGGUCCUCAAAACCAGACUGGAUGAGGGGUGUACAACCUGCAUCACCACCCAAUGUACCACAGACUAGAUGAGGGGUGUACAACCUGCAUCACCACCCAAUGCACCACAGACUGGAUGAGGGGUGUACAACCUGCAUCACCACCCAAUGCACCACAGACUAGAUGAGGGGUGUACAACCUGCAUUACCAUCCAAUGCACCACAGACUGGAUGAGGGGUGUACAACCUGCAUCACCGCCCAAUGCACCACAGACUAGAUGAGGGGUGUACAACCUGCAUCACCGCCCAAUGCACCACAGACUAGAUGAGGGGUGUACACCCUGCAUUACCACCCAAUGCACCACAGACUAGAUGAGGGGUGUACACCCUGCAUUACCACCCAAUGCACCACAGACUAGAUGAGGGGUGUACAACCUGCAUUACCAUCCAAUGCACCACAGACUAGAUGAGGGGUGUACACCCUGCGUUACCACCCAAUGCACCACAGACUAGAUGAGGGGUGUACACCCUGCAUUACCAUCCAAUGCACCACAGACUAGAUGAGGGGUGUACACCCUGCAUUACCACCCAAUGCACCACAGACUAGAUGAGGGGUGUACACCCUGCAUUACCACCCAAUGCACCACAGACUAGAUGAGGGGUGUACACCCUGCAUUACCAUCCAAUGCACCACAGACUAGAUGAGGGGUGUACAACCUGCAUUACCACCCAAUGCACCACAGACUAGAUGAGGGGUGUACACCCUGCAUUAUCACCCAAUGCACCACAGAUUAGAUGAGGGGUGUACAACCUGCAUUACCACCCAAUAAACCACAGAUUAGAUGAGGGGUGUACACCCUGCAUUAUCACCCAAUGCACCACAGAUUAGAUGAGGGGUGUACAACCUGCAUUACCACCCAAUAAACCACAGAUUAGAUGAGGGGUGUACAACCUGCAUUACCACCCAAUGCACCACAGACUAGAUGAGGGGUGUACAACCUGCAUUACCACCCGAUGCACCACAGACUAGAUGAGGGGUGUACAACCUGCAUCACCACCACACAAAAUGCUCAUCCCAUCCUACCCAACCCAGUCCUCUUUCAUCUUCCCACCAGCAGCACAGACAGUCCUUCUUGCAGACACACGGGUCACUGCCACAAUUACUGUUUGUACUGCCUAUACAGCAUGUUAAUAUUAUAUUUAUAUAUAGAGAUGAUAUAGCUAGAACCAGAUUUAUAUGUUUCUUUGAUCUACGAGGGAGUGUUGGUGUGAUACAAUCAUUUCUACUAAUUCUGACUUUAAAAAAGACACUUAAAGGGUAAACUUCAGUCAGUCAGUAAACUCCGCCUUGGAAAGGCCCAUAGGGGGUGGAGUCACCCUGCCCGGGGCUGCAGUGUAAAAUCCUCUGCAUUCCUGGGAUUCUGGGAACACCCAAUCUGGAGACUGCAGGCCACGGAUUCCCAACUCCGCCCCUUAUAUAUAUACUGGCAAGAGCCUGGAGACCCACCCAGCCUGACACUGGCAAUGUCAUAUUCGAGUCACGGUUGGUGGUAAAGCUCCAUCUGAGGAGAAAAUGACAUUGGGGAGCCAUCAGUGCCUAAGCGCCCCCUAUGGGUGAUAAUGAAUAAAUACCCCUGACAAAACUUCCGCAUCAUAUAACAUGAUUCAGGGGCGGAGUUAUAAAGCAGAAAAUCAGACAUUCACUCCACAUUCUCUGCAGGUGAAUCUUCCAGGUCCAUGUGUGUUAUAGGACUGUGAUUGGUUCUUCACCAGAGAAUGUCACACUCACUGCUUUAUACAUGUGCCCCGUGUCUGGAGUUACCCUUUAAGUUUUGCUUUCCUGUAAUGCUUUGUAAUUUUUCAGUCGCUGUAUCUGAAUGAUUCGCUCGUGGCUUCAUCCAAUCUGUCGCCACUGUGUUUAUGCAGCAAAUAAAUUGUGUUUUUUUAUAUUUAAA